This is a messenger RNA of Drosophila persimilis, 1094 nucleotides long. RefSeq names its product histone H1.3. Gene Ontology annotation, molecular function: nucleosomal DNA binding; double-stranded DNA binding; structural constituent of chromatin. The record is from RefSeq and is a predicted model, not a curated record. Gene Ontology annotation, cellular component: nucleosome; nucleus. Bases 399 to 755 code for a protein of 118 amino acids. Gene Ontology annotation, biological process: negative regulation of DNA recombination; chromosome condensation; nucleosome assembly. The transcript has 2 exons. NCBI's taxonomy places the organism in Eukaryota, Metazoa, Arthropoda, Insecta, Diptera, Drosophilidae.
GCAUAUGCAAUCGAAGCACACGGCCGAACUCUCACUCGAACACUCCCUCCACAAACUGCACAUAUAAUGGUUCAGCAAUUCCUCCGACCACUUAUUCUGCGCUGAGAAGUGUACGACGUGCAUUGUGGUACAUGAAAAUGACCCGAACCAAGGCGACUGCUCGUUUCUCGAACUUCGGUAAUGCGACAGCCGAAAGACCAGCCUACAGGGCCGCACGAAAAAGUGCUCCGGCCGACGCAAGAUCAUUUUGGGCGCAUAUUUGAUUGAUUUUUUAUGUUUCUCCAGCGGCAAAUUUCAAAUCCCGGAUUACGGGCUCUCCGUCGCCGGAGACUUCUGCAAAGAAGUCCCCAAGCCCAGUGCCAGUUCCAGUCCCAGGAACACAUCCCCCAACCCGGGACAUGGUAGACGCCUCGAUUAAGAGCUUGAAUGAACGUGGUGGCUUUUCAUAUUUGGCGAUCAAGAAGUAUAUUGCGGCCGAAUACAAAUGCGAUGCCCAGAAGCUGACUCCAUUCAUCAAGAAGUAUUUGAAGUCGGCCGUUGCCGAUGGAAAGCUGAUCCAAACAUCGGGCACAGGUGCGUCUGGCUCGUUCAAGCUGUCAGCAUCUGUGGAGCGGACGGAUAAAGAAGCCAAGAAAGAGAGAAAAGCCAAGAACACAGCAAGCCCCAAAAGGGCGGCCAGAGCCGCGACAAGAAGCCAAAUGCGAAAUGAAGCGAAAAUGUUAGACGCCGCCAAGAAGACCGCCCGGCGCGGAUGAUGCGAAUUGAGAAAGGACAAAGGGCAAGGAGGAAGGAGGAAGGAGGAAGGAGGAAGACUGAUGAUGAAAACUGGAACCCUGAAGGCGAAGCCGUCAGUGGCAAAAGUCAAGUCGAGCCCUGCAAAGACAACGGCCCUAGCAAGGGCACUAGCUCUAAACGACGACGAUGGCCUAAACGAGAACGAGGACGUGGAUGUGCACGAUAGAUGGCCGGAUACGAAAUAUUAGGUAGACUUAGACAAACUAUAUCGGAAGAGACCCAAAUUAUCGUUAUACAUAUAUGUACUAUGUGUUUAAUAUAAGGGAGAACAAAAAUAUAGAAAACAUUUUUUCGGUGAA